CUGAGAAAUUGAAAAGCGACAAUUAUAAUGUUUGACGCUAUGAGAUCCAAUUUCUCCUUAAUGAGCUAGAGGUCUUGGAGACCCUCGACCAUGAGAUGGUUGAGCCAAAGCAUAGUGACUCACCACAGUAUCUUUGUGAUCUUGAGGCCUUUGAAAAAUGGUACAAGAAAGAUCAGUGUGCGCGACUUACUAUGGUACGCAGCAUGCACAAUGAUUUGAUAUGUGAGUUUGAGUGCUAUGAGACUGCUCAUAAGUUGUGGGAAGCUAUCAAACAUAAAUAUGAUAUCGACUUCUUGACUAAGAUGGUCUCGAACUUGAAAUGUGAUGAUGAACAUAAAUCCGAAAUCAUGAAGGCUAAGUGCCAAGAGGCAACUGAGCCAGAUGGUUCAUGCAUCAUAGUUGAGACUGUCCCUCGCAGGUCUGGGUACCAGCGAAGGAAGGCUAAACGCGCCCUUAAGAAAAGAGCUGCUAUAGGCCUUAACCCUAUUGGCGCUGGUUCUUUAAGCGCAAUAGAGGCAAGAAGAAGAGUGGUGACAAAAAAAAAGGCCAGAAAAGUGUGCUUUUACUGUGACAAGUUGAGACACUUUGCUCGUGAGUGCAUUGAGCCUAAGAAGACUCAGGAGCAACCAACCAAUUAGCGAGGAAACAAGAAAGGUUUGUGGAGUAUCGCUGAGUUCCAGUUGGAGGCCAAAGAAU
Molecule: messenger RNA, 696 nt
Organism: Rhododendron vialii
Lineage: Eukaryota; Viridiplantae; Streptophyta; Magnoliopsida; Ericales; Ericaceae
Exons: 2
Coding region: 96-638 (180 amino acids)
Molecular function (GO): zinc ion binding; nucleic acid binding
Source: RefSeq, a predicted model, not a curated record